CGGUGGCGCGCGCUCGUCUUCUUAAGACUUCUUCACCGGGCGUUUCGCGAGCUUUUCUUCAGAUUUUUUUGUUUAGUUUUUACGGUGUUCACAGUUUUGCACUUGAGAGCGUGUGAAGUGCGCGCAUGCGUAGUGGCUGAUAAUUAACCAAUUUGAAAAUUGCGGUUCUUCUGCUUUUUUUCGCAAUUCCAAUUGACCGCAAAAUUGCGAAAGAAAUUCCAUACUUUUUUUUUGCUGUGUGCGGAUUCUUAUGAAACAAGUGUUAAGAAUAAUAAAAAAGAAAAAGUUUUUAAAAUAUCCUAUACAAUUUGCAUUGCGAGGGUAAAGAACAAAAAAGGAUUUAAAACUGUUUUAAGACAAGAUUCUCGAACUUGGACUGGGAGUAGGCCAAUUAAGAGUUAGCCACACGACAACAGGUGUCGGCGGUUCCAGCAGCAACGUCAACAGCACAACAGCAGCAAUAGCAACAGCAGCAACAUUGCCAGCAGCAAUAGCAACAGCAACAUCGAGUGACAGCAGCAACAUCUAAAGACAGCAGCAACAAGUGGCAUCAUUUGCGGUUUCGAUCGCCGGGGCGGUUUGCCUGUGGUCCGUCGGCCGAAAACGGGAAAUCGGAAACAUGUUCUCCUCGAGCGGCGCUGCAUACCCAUCCCCAUACCCAUCCCCAUACCCAUCACCAUCCCCAUUCCGAUCGUCAUCCGCGAUCCGAGGUGGUGGCUUCAAUCUCGGCCAGCUGCUGUCGCUGGCCGCCGUUAUCGGAGUGUUGCAUCUGCCGCAGUCUGUGUGUCAUGCUGGCUGGGCAACCAGAACGCCAGGGAACUCCAUUAACGAGGCGCGGUCACCUGCCACCGGUGGCUCCAGUGGCUCCAGUGGCGGGAUGCAGAUCCAGGCGAUGCAGGUGAACUGCAGCCGGGAGCUGCUCGAGAUGCACCUGGAGCUGAGUCGUCCGUUUCGCGGCCUGCUCUACGCCAAGGACUUUCCGCUGGAGUGCCGGGCGCGGGGCCAGGACUCCACGAGGCUCCACCUCCGCAUCCCCACCUCCGGAUGCGGCGUUCGCGCGGAGCCUCUGGAGGAUGGCAGCCUGGAGUACACGGUGCGCGUGAUGCUCCAGAAGGAGCAGAAGCUGCGCCAGAGCACCGACAUCCUGAGCGCCGUUAAAUGCCAGCUCCCGGCCACUGCGAUGGGCAUGCCACUGCCCAUCCUGCGACAGGACAAAGGUCACGACAAAGGUCACGAGAGAAAUGCCCGAAUGCGUGCUGUGGCAGCUGCUGCAGUUCCAGCUCUUUCCGUGUCACCUGCUCCAUCGAACAGCCAUCACCAAAUGGAGACGCCGCGGGUGAGGAUCUGGCUGGAGUUGGGCGGACCCAAUGGCACCGGAUCGGUGGAGGUGGGCGUGGCCACCACCCUGACCGUGAGGGCGAUUGUUCCCGGGAACAUCGGAGUGCGGGUGGUGGACUGUGCCGCCCUCGAUGGACUCGGGGAGUCCACGCAGCAGCUGCUGGAUGCCCGCGGCUGUCCCAUCGACGAGCAGGUAAUGCCCGCUCUGCACACCCAGCACCGGCCGGCGGAGGAGGGCUGGUCCAAGCAGCUCGAGGAAGACCUGGUCGAGCGGACGUUCGCGGCCACGUUUCCCGCCUUCAAGUUCCCGGACCGCGAACGCCUCCACGUCAGCUGUGGCGUGCAGCUCUGCAAGGGGAAGUGUCCGAUGCUAAACUGUCGCCAGAAGUCAGCGCCACCGGUCCUGAGUGCCGAGCAGCACUUGGCCCGCAUCGAGGUGUUCAAUUCGCUGGCCGUGACUGCUCCCCAGAUCGAGGUGGACCGCCUGCGCUACGACAGGCGCCACAACAUGAGCGGAGAGGAUCACGCGCCGUAUCUGAGGGGUCAGUCGGUGCCCGGCGAGGGAACCCUCUGUCUGUCCAUCUCCAAGCUGGCCAUCUCGUUCUGUGUGCUCGGUCUGAUCUUCCUGGUGGCCGUGGUGGUGGCCAUCUUUUCGCUGAUCCGGUCGCGUCGUCGGGAGCGUCGUCAUGGAGCCGGAUUGACCCUGGGCCUGGGACUGGGACUGGGAAUCGCCGGGACGAGCACCUCGAACAGCAGCAGCCGGCUGCAUCGGGAUCGGGCCGAGAUCUGCACUUCGAUGUUCUCCUCCAGCAGCGAGUCGGCGCAAUCGCAACCGCGCUUCGGGACCAAGUUCCUCAUGCCCUACUAUCCAAAUACCCUGCCCUACGGUCGAGUCUACUAACUAGUUGGCCAACUUAAUCGCUGAUUACUUAACAGAUGGAAGACGGGGCUUCCCAGAGUCUAACUUUAGCAAUAUUAUCGUAUUAUGUGUAACUUUUGGUUGGCCGAAAGGAUCUUGAAAGCGUUUUGCAUGCGGUUAGGGGGUCAAAAUGUGUUUUGAUGUCUUUUCGCCGUAGUUGUAUUUAAUAUCUCGUAUAUUUAAAACUAUACCUAACUGAAUAAAUCAAAAUUCCUUAUUAUAAACCAAAAGGAUCCCCUAAUUUUAAAGAUAAUUCAACAGUUCUCCAUAAACUGAACUUACACUUUAAUCAAAGUUAAUAAAGUAAA
Messenger RNA from Drosophila ficusphila, 2565 nucleotides. RefSeq lists its product as uncharacterized. Lineage: Eukaryota; Metazoa; Arthropoda; Insecta; Diptera; Drosophilidae. The record is from RefSeq and is a predicted model, not a curated record. The transcript has 6 exons. The coding region runs from base 620 to 2239 and encodes 539 amino acids.